Molecule: messenger RNA, 885 nt
Organism: Mesorhabditis belari
Lineage: Eukaryota; Metazoa; Nematoda; Chromadorea; Rhabditida; Rhabditidae
Source: the annotation of a GenBank genome assembly
AUGCACCAAAAAGCUAUAGUUCUCCUAUUUUUGCUUUUCAAUACAAGUUUUGCCUUUGACACAUGUUAUGUAUUGUUCGUGAUCGAUGGCUCAAGUUAUUGGCCAUCUUUCCGCGGUGAGAUCACCUCAAUCGCCACCACAGGAAAUAUCCUUUAUUCAUCGAGUGCCGUUUAUACAAAUUCGAAUUUUUGGUUGUACGGAGAUGGAGAUCAAGAUCAACCGAUUCCGAAUUGGUUUUACUCGGAAAAGCAAGAUUUUCUCGAUAAUGUUGCCGAAGUGGAAUCGGAUAAGGGACAGGAAACGAUCGUGGGCGCAACAGCCAAGCUUAACCGAUGGGAAAUCCACAAUGCUGUGAUCGUUCUCUACACAGCUAGCCCUCAAAAUCUGAUCCGGAUUGCCGGAUCCAAUUACACUGAACAAUAUCGUACACUGGCUAUUCAUGUGAAUGAUGGAGUUGAUAUGAGUCCAAUCUCGGGUUAUUCAAGUCCACAAAUGUCCGAUUUUGAGAAUAUCGUUGAGCUGAUUGCCGAUGUUUGUCGGCAAUUGCCAACAGAAGGGCCAACCACUUCCGAGCUGCCUACCACUGCUACAUCGUCAUCGUCUGCUACAUCGUCGCCGUCAACUAGUCCUUAUUUCCCAACCCAAACCACAAGUACUCAAAGCGAAACGCCAACAACGAUGACAGGGACUACUGGGGAAACGACAGACACCACAGGAACGACGGGGACCGUUGGAUCAACAACAACUCCUUGCGACGACACCACUGUAACGACUGAAUCUAUUGGAACAACUGGAUCAGCAUCAACAGAAAGUGCUGGAACAACAGAAAGUGCUGGAACAACAGGAAGUGCAUCAACCACAUCACCAGAUUGUUUGUCUAACUAU